AUGGCAGCAAACAUGGUGAACAUGACGGACUUCUCGAGAAAGAACACCCUUUUACCCGUCACGACAGAACCAGUUUAUACUGGUCUCACUGACAUUUUAAGCAACCUGUGCCAAUUUGGCCGCCACUUCUACAACGACGAAACUGUGAGCGUCCUGAGGGCUGCCGCCACCUUUGUCGAAGACUUCGCGGAUGGAAGCGAGCCUGACCAAGAUACUACUAUACGCCUAAUGCAGUGGAUAGACAGGAAGCUGGGCAAAUUUCGUGGAUUAGUCGUCUCUGAUGGGCAUGACGCAGCAGUCCAUGUGAAAAGAGAAUUCUGCAUUCAAGAUUCUCUACUAUCAGAGUUUUUAUUUGACCUUCAACAAGCCAAAAUUGCAGAGCUCACAGCCAUGAUCAACGCUAGACGAUCCCCUGGAAGCCAAAGCAGCAGUCGAGAGAAGCACGGCAGCACUGGGGAGACUCGCCAAACCAAGAACGCUGGAGGCGUUCCAGCGAGCGUGCAGCGAACUCUCCCUAAACAAGGGUCGCAGGAGCUGUGCCUGAAGUUUCUCUCGAAGGUGGGAUGCCGCGGGAAAGAUGGACCCGGCAAGUGUUUCUCCAAGCUGCGUGUCCAUUUUCGUCCCAGCAGUCUCUCCCAGGAGGCAAAGGAGCUCAUCGUACAGCGCUGGGGAGGCCUUGCUGCUGAAUUUACCGACCUAUGGCAGCAAGGGAUCCCAGUUUAA
Molecule: messenger RNA, 723 nt
Organism: Phytophthora nicotianae INRA-310
Lineage: Eukaryota; Oomycota; Peronosporomycetes; Peronosporales; Peronosporaceae
Exons: 1
Coding region: 1-723 (240 amino acids)
Source: RefSeq, a predicted model, not a curated record